Messenger RNA from Trypanosoma theileri, 2040 nucleotides. Its product is annotated as Chain A, Orthorhombic Form Sialidase 648. Gene Ontology annotation, biological process: oligosaccharide catabolic process; ganglioside catabolic process. Bases 1 to 2040 code for a protein of 679 amino acids. Lineage: Eukaryota; Euglenozoa; Kinetoplastea; Trypanosomatida; Trypanosomatidae. Gene Ontology annotation, molecular function: exo-alpha-sialidase activity. The record is from RefSeq and is a predicted model, not a curated record. Gene Ontology annotation, cellular component: intracellular membrane-bounded organelle; cytoplasm; membrane. The transcript has a single exon.
AUGUCCUCAGAGGAGCGUGAGAGAAGCAGAGUCAUACUCUUUAAAGAAGGAGUGACGACAGUUCCAUUUGAAGAUGAUAAUGGGACGACAUAUCAAAGAGUAGUCGAUUCUUUCCGCGUUCCUUCCCUUAUUGACGUGGAUGGUGUGAUGGUCGCCAUCGCUGACGCCCGCUAUAAUUCAGACAACGACAACUCCUUUAUCGAGACGGUGGUAAAGUACAGCGUAGACGAUGGGAAGACGUGGGAAACACAAAUUGCAGUAAAGAACACUCGUGUGAGUAACGUUUCUCGUGUGGUGGACCCCACAGUCAUCGUAAAAGGGAACAAGAUCUACAUGCUUCUGGGAAGAUACAACAAGUCAAAAACGUACUGGAAUCAGCAGUAUGAUGGCAAGGAUUGGGAGCCUGUGUUUUCUGUUGGUGAGGUUAAGAAGACAACGAUAAAUGGCAAGGUGAAUGCAACGAUUACAUGGACCGAUCCUGUCUCACUAAAAUCUAUUUUCCCUAAAGAGAUUGCAGGAGGGCCAUCAAAGCAAUUCCUUGGGGGUGUAGGGGUUUCUAUUGUAACAACGAACGGUACUCUUGUGUUCCCAGUCCAGGCAAUGAAUACAAAUAAGGAAAUCACCGCAAUGAUUAUGUAUUCCAAAGACGGUGGUGAUACAUGGAAGUUCGCAAACGGUAUCACUGCGCUGGGUUGCACUGAAUCUUCUAUUCUUGAGUGGGAGGGGAAAAUCAUAUUGAACGCACGCGUUGACAAAGGCUUCCGCAAAGUCUUUGAGUCCACAGACCUGGGGGAGACAUGGACAGAGGCUGUUGGUACACUCUCCCGAGUAUGGGGGAACUCACCAAAACGUAAAGGCCCUGGUAGCCAGGGUCCCUUCAUUCCCGUGACAAUUGAGGGGAAGCGCGUGAUUCUGUUUACACAACCACAGAAUUACAAAGAAUCAUUUAAACGCGACCGACUCCAUCUGUGGGUAACGGACAACAACCGUAUAUUUAAUGUUGGUCAGAUUUCCGUUGAUGAUGAGAACGCUCCCUACAGUUCAGUGCUCUACAGGGAUGAUAAGUUGUACAUCCUGCACGAGAAAAAUAUCAGGGCAUACAGUCUUAUCUUUCUGGAGCUGAAAGAAGAACUGAACUUGAUCAAGUCAGUGGUGAAGACCUGGAUCGAGCAGGACAAGAACUUCUCAGACAUUUGCACCCCAGUCGACCCAAAGAAACUCUCUGUUGUUGCAAGUGACUGCGGCCUCCCGUUCCCCACUGCUGGGCUUGUUGGCUUCCUUUCCGAUGGGGGUGACAGUGAACAGUGGAAGGACGCAUACCGCUGUGUGGACGCUAGCGUGAAAAAUGGUGAGAAGGUUCUCAAUGGUAUGAGAUUCAAGGGAGUUGGUGCAGGGGCACUUUGGCCAGUAGGUAAGCAGGGACAGAACCAGCGAUACCAUUUUGCAAACUACAUGUUUACGCUGGUAGCGACGGUGCAAAUCAUUGAUCUCCCGAAGGCCGGCAACCCAGUCCCACUAUUGGGAGUGAGCUUGGAUGAGGCUGGUGGCAAGAAGGUUCUGGGACUCUCAUUUAACAGCGACCAGCAGUGGAACCCAAUAUACGGGAAGUUUGAAGCCGCACCUACCGGAUCGUGGGAACGGAAGAAGACAUACCAGGUGGCACUCACUUUUGAACACGGAGUGGGUUCGAUCUAUGUUGAUGGGGAGCCCUUGGCAGGUUCAGGGGAGAGGCUUCAGUACGAUACAGAUUCCCCCGUUGUUUCACACUUUUACAUUGGCGGAUACGGAAACAGAAAACUAAAGACGGAUGGCCAUGUAACAGUGACCAACGUUCUUUUAUACAACAGACAACUGAACCAGAGCGAACUCAAAACCUUGUUCUUGGCCAGGGAUUUCAUUUCUUCUAACAAGCCGGAAGGGUCGGGUAGUUUAGAAACCGAUGGAUCGACACUCUGUUUCGGGGUUAAUUGUUUUUCAAUGAUGCUUCUACCGUUACUAACCCUGGCUCUCGUUCUAUUUGACCAUGGUAUUUUUAUCUGA